AUGAAUGUGACAAUUUUUAGAUUUAUCAAUUACGUGAACGAAAUUUGUCAAUGUCAACAACAGAAAUCAAUCGUGAAAGCAGUUCAGAAGCUUGGAAUUCCAAGUUGGUUGGUGGAAAUUCGACACAAUGCUUCUCAUUCGCAUGUACCGCCUAUCAGCACGCUUCGAAAGGGCUUUGCAUUCUGCAGGGAAUGGAUUUGGGAGCAUUUCUGGACACGCCAACCCCACGAGGCGAUGAGAUCGGCUGGUGCUGUUGAUACGAACAGCGACGUCGUGGCGGCAGAGGCAGCACUACGAGAUCAGAAGAUUCAUAACGCCAUUGUAGCGUUCACCUUAUGGAGGAAUGAGGCGGGUUUGAUUCCUUUGUUAAUUCGAAAUGUGUAG
Messenger RNA from Cooperia oncophora, 384 nucleotides. NCBI's taxonomy places the organism in Eukaryota, Metazoa, Nematoda, Chromadorea, Rhabditida, Trichostrongylidae. The record is from the annotation of a GenBank genome assembly.